This is a messenger RNA of Daucus carota subsp. sativus, 1577 nucleotides long. Its product is annotated as tryptophan--tRNA ligase, cytoplasmic. Gene Ontology annotation, cellular component: cytoplasm. The transcript has 12 exons. NCBI's taxonomy places the organism in Eukaryota, Viridiplantae, Streptophyta, Magnoliopsida, Apiales, Apiaceae. Gene Ontology annotation, molecular function: ATP binding; tryptophan-tRNA ligase activity. Bases 102 to 1304 code for a protein of 400 amino acids. The record is from RefSeq and is a predicted model, not a curated record. Gene Ontology annotation, biological process: tryptophanyl-tRNA aminoacylation.
CUUUCUUUUCCGGGGUGCCUCUGUGGGUGUUUCCGUCUUUUUCAACUGCUACUGCGUAUGUUUCAAGAAGACUGAGAGGCAGAGCUGCUAAAACCCUGAAAAUGGCGGCGACAGUAAAAGAGGGAGACAACACAGAGGCGGAGCAGAUAGUGAACCCAUGGGAAGUUGCUUCUUCCCGGGGGAAGAUUGACUACGACAAGCUCAUCGACAAAUUUGGUUGUCAGAGGCUCGACAAGUCUUUAAUCGACCGUGUCGAGCGCCUCACUGGCCGUCCUCCCCAUGUUUUUCUCCGCCGCUCCGUCUUUUUCGCUCACCGGGACUUGAAUGAUAUAUUGGAUGCGUAUGAGAAAGGGGACAAGUUUUAUCUGUAUACGGGGAGAGGACCGUCGUCCGAGGCUCUGCAUCUCGGUCAUCUUAUUCCGUUUAUGUUUACCAAAUAUUUGCAGGAUGCUUUUAAGGUUCCUCUUGUGAUACAGCUGACUGAUGAUGAGAAGUGCAUGUGGAAAAAUUUGACAGUAGAGGAGAGCCAAAGAUUGGCUCGGGAAAAUGCUAAAGACAUCAUAGCAUGUGGCUUUGACAUCUCAAAGACCUUUAUCUUCUCGGAUUUUGAUUAUGUUGGCGGUGCAUUUUACAAGAACAUGGUGAAGGUUUCAAAAUGUGUAACAUAUAACAAGGUUGUAGGUAUCUUUGGCUUCACCGGGGAGGAUCAUAUUGGGAAAAUAAGUUUUCCGCCUGUUCAGGCAGUUCCGUCAUUUCCGAGCUCCUUUCCGCACCUUUUCCCUGGUAAAGACAGUCUUCGCUGCUUAAUUCCAUGCGCAAUCGACCAGGAUCCUUAUUUCAGAAUGACACGUGAUGUUGCUCCCCGUUUAGGUUAUCAAAAGCCUGCAUUGAUUGAAUCAACGUUUUUCCCUGCUCUUCAGGGAGAAACGGGAAAAAUGUCAGCAAGUGAUCCAAAUUCAGCUAUAUAUGUGACCGACUCUGGAAAGGACAUUAAGAACAAGAUAAACAAAUAUGCGUUCUCUGGUGGGCAAGAUUCUAUAGAAAAUCACAGGAAGUAUGGAGCCAAUCUUGAGGUUGAUAUUCCAGUUAAAUACCUUGGAUUUUUCCUAGACGAUGAUGCUGAACUCGAGCAUAUUAGGACGGAGUAUGGUGCUGGGCGGAUGCUCACUGGGGAAGUAAAAAAGCGACUCACUGAGGUUCUUACUGAUAUAGUUGAAAGGCAUCGCAGGGCUCGUGCAGCGGUUACUGAUGAGAUGGUCGACGCAUUUAUGGCAGUAAGACCUCUUCCAAAUAUGUUCAGCUGAAAACUACAGAUUGAAUAUGCUUGCCUUUACCUGUGAAUCAAAUCAUGGUUUUCUCCUAGCAGAACUUCUGUGAGCUUUCUCCAUUCAUUUAUUUGGGGUUCGGCAUGAAGUUCAAUUGCUAUCUACUUGAAGACAGUAUUUUGUUUUUUGUAUAUUAGGACAGAAUUUACACUUGAAACAUGGCUGAGAUGCAAUGUACACCAUAUUACAAUUUUUUUAAAACAUGUUAUUGUUAUUAUACACUAAUAUAUACAAUUGACCUGUUUCAUGGAA